Molecule: messenger RNA, 1275 nt
Organism: Cuscuta epithymum
Lineage: Eukaryota; Viridiplantae; Streptophyta; Magnoliopsida; Solanales; Convolvulaceae
Source: the annotation of a GenBank genome assembly
CACAAAAAAACUUUGAGUUCAAAAUCUAAUGACCAAAAGGGCCUAAAAACUACCAUUCCGCCCACUGCCUUCUGUCGACAACAUCGCCGGGGCACGCGACUUUCAAGCGCGGAACUGCCGUCCGCCGAACGCCUUCUGCUCUUCGCCACUUCGCCUCAUCUACUCUCUGUUUGUCUUAUUACUCAUUACUCUGCGCGAACUUCUGGAUCAUACAUUCUCUCAGACUCAUAGUGACUUAAUCUUCCUUUACUUAUAAAGAUACUAAGGGUGAGGCAAAGGCCUAAGAAGAUAGAAAGAGAGUGGAUGGUGGGCCAAGAUGAACUCCCAGCAACGACCUCGGUCGUUGGAGUUGAUAACACUUUUCGUAAAAAAUUUGAUCGAGAAGAAUACUUGCAGCGUGCCCGUGAACGAGAAGAAAAGGAGGCUGAUGGACAAAGGGCAAAGUCACGAGGUCCUCCCGUGCAGAGGAAACCCUUGAAGCAAAGGGAUUACGAAGUGGAUCUUGAGUCCCGAUUGGGAAAGACCCAGGUUGUGACUCCAAUUGCCCCCCUAAGCCAACAGGCCGGAUACUAUUGCUCAGUUUGUGAAUGUGUUGUAAAAGAUUCAGCGAAUUACCUAGACCAUAUCAAUGGGAAAAAGCAUCAACGAGCUUUGGGUAUGUCUAUGCGAGUGGAGCGGGCAUCUUUGCAGCAGGUCCAAGAGCGAUUUGAAAUGCUGAAGAAACGGAAAGAUAGUUCAAGCAUUACUGUUCAAGAUUUUGAUGAGAAGGUGUUGAAACAACAGCAAGAAGAGGAGGAGCGGAAACGGCAACGUCGAGAAAAGAAGAAAGAGAAAAAGAAAGAGAAAUCAACAGAAGAGGAACCCGAAGAGGACCCUGAUGUUGCCGCACUGAUGGGAUUUGGAGGUUUUCGGACAUCUAAGAAGUAAUUUCGCACUUGCAGCUAACCUUAAAACUGCUCUAUUAAUGUGUGAGGGUUGUCUGCUAUAUCCAGUUGUCACAUUUCACACUUUAAUAUUGCAGAAAAAUGUUCAUUGUAUUUCCAGGCAAUCCAUGGUACGUAGUAUGUAUUAUCUCACUGUUCAUUUUUCACCGAGUGGAGUAAUUUCAUUGUGACAAUCACAUGAAUUUGUGAGCUGUUAAAGACUAUUAGCAAUUUAGCAUAACGCAUGAGUGAUUAUCUAGCCUAGACACUUGUAAAGAAUUGAUAAUUUUCAAGGUUUAAUAUCCAAAAUGAUACUCCGUAUUAUGCAGUAUAUUAUUUCUCUUUACAACUA